This is a messenger RNA of Fusarium tjaetaba, 1983 nucleotides long. Its product is annotated as lysine-specific histone demethylase 1. Lineage: Eukaryota; Fungi; Ascomycota; Sordariomycetes; Hypocreales; Nectriaceae. The coding region runs from base 1 to 1983 and encodes 660 amino acids. Gene Ontology annotation, cellular component: fungal-type vacuole; CORVET complex. The transcript has 4 exons. The record is from RefSeq and is a predicted model, not a curated record. Gene Ontology annotation, biological process: vesicle-mediated transport; intracellular protein transport.
AUGGCUCCCCGGAUAGAAUUCAACGUCGAGCAGGUUCGCAGCAAGGCGAGAAAGGAUCUGUUGUAUCUCCUCGAAGGUGUUCGCGGGAAGAAGAAUGUUGUUCUAGAUCAAAGCCUCGUCGGGCCAAUCGGGACUAUAGUCAAGGUUGCCGUCCUUCAAGAAUAUGGAGUAGAUAAGUUCUUCAUUCUGGAGAAUGAUAAUGCCGAUACCAGCCAGCGCAAUGUUGUCUUUAUUUCUCGUGGCGAAUGUGGUCGCCAUGCUGAAGCCAUAGCUGCUCAAAUCAAGCGUAUCCAGCGCGAAAGCCAAACCGGGCACGACUUUCACAUAUUCUGGGUCCCUCGCAGAACCCUCGUCUCCGACAAGCUUCUAGAAGAGGCCGGUGUAUUAGGCGAUGCCAACAUUGCGGAACUGCCACUAUCAUUCUUCCCUCUGGAGAAGGAUGUUCUGUCACUCGAGCUCGACGGCUCAUUCCGCGAUCUGUACCUAUCUAAAGACGUUACACCCAACUUCCUUAUGGCCAAAGCCCUUAUGGAGAUUCAAAGAAACCAUGGCCUAUUCCCGCGAGUGAUAGGGAAGGGUGAUAACGCAAAGCGCGUUGCCGACUUGCUUUCUCGUAUGCGCCAAGAGCUUCUUGCUGGUGAAGAUACGCCAGAAGCCAACAAGAUUGGGUUGACGCCUAGCACAACCAACGAGAGCGUAAUUAUCGUCGAUCGUGAAGUUGACUUUGUUACACCCUUGCUCACUCAACUGACAUAUGAGGGGCUCAUUGAUGAAGUCUUCGAGAUCCACAACAACCAGACCAAAGUCGACACAACAGUUGUCGGCGCACCGGCACAGGCCUCGGCUGCAACUUCACAAAGCAGGAAACGAACAAUCCAGCUGGACUCGAGCGACAAGCUUUACGAGCAAUUACGUGACGCCAACUUUGCGAUCGUUGGAAGUCUCCUCAACAAAGUUGCGAGGCGGCUACAGAAGGUGCAAAGCGAUUACGAGAGUAAACACAAAACAAAGACUAUUGCGGAACUCAAAGACUUUGUCAGUCAAUUGCCAGGAUACCAACAAGAACAGCAGAGUGCGAGAAUACACACAGGCCUCGCGGAGGAGAUUAUUAAACAUACCCGGACAGACCAGUUCAAGGGUCUUUUGGAGGUUCAACAAAAUCUCGCCGCUGGGGCUGAUCCGUCAAGCCAGUUCGAUGGCAUUGAAGAAUUGAUCGCGCGAGACGCUCCUAUCGCGCAGACUCUAAGAUUACUGUGUAUUUACUCGUGCAUAUCUGGGGGCAUAAGGCCUAAGGAGUUCGAUCAAUUCAGACGCUUGAUUCUAGAAGGCUACGGCUACCAGCAUCUCCUCACGCUUAGCAACCUAGAGAAACUACAACUCUUUCUGUCCAAGUCGUCGCCCCUGGCUGGCAUGAUCCCUAUCCCAGGCGCCAACGCCGGCCCGACAGGAAGCAAGACGAAUUAUACGUAUCUUCGCAAGCAGCUUCGGCUCAUCGUUGAUGAGGUUCAAGAGGACGAUCCAAACGACAUUUCCUAUGUGUACAGUGGUUAUGCUCCUCUUUCAAUUCGCCUCGUUCAAUGCAUUCUGCAGAAGCAAUAUCUGCUUUCGGUGACUAAAGGAAACAGCGCCAACGCAGCGGGAGCGCCUGCAGGUGUUGGCACGCAAGGAUGGCAAGGGUUUGACGAAGCUGUCAAACACGUUCGAGGGCAGACGUUUUAUGAGCACCAGAAGGGUGAGGAUAAGGCUGUCAAAGCCCGGGCAUUGCUCUCUGGAAGUGGCAACAAGCAGACUGUCUUUGUUGUAUUCGUCGGCGGCAUCACUUUCACCGAGAUUGCUGCUCUAAGGUUUAUUGCAAAGCAAGAAGAAGGACGGAGAAAUAUUGUGAUUUGCACAACGUCGAUCAUCAAUGGAAACAAGAUGAUGGAAUCGGCGAUCGAGAAGGAAUCGUUUGCGAAAGAGAGCGUGCCCGCUUCAACGACCUGA